GAUGUCACUACCGGCAUGCCAACUUGCGGCAUUUGGGAGGCGUUUGGUAGGUCGCUCCCCCGUGCCGGUGAUCGGUGCCUGGAGCCCGGAAGACCUCCCCCGCCCGGCCUGCCCUCCUCCCCGGUGCUGGGGAGGGCCACGACGCCUGGGCCGCUCCCCCGGCAUCUGAACGCAAGACCCGCCGCCACCGGGAUGACAACCCGGGGCCGCCAGUCUUCUGCACGUCGGGCCCCACCGGCAGAACAUGGUGGCGGUUGUGGCAGUUGGACUCCGAACAGCCCCUCCUCGGGUGUUACAAUUGUGAAACCUAUAGUCUAUGGUAAUGUAGCGCGCUAUUUUGGAAAGAAAAGAGAAGAAGAUGGGCACACCCACCAAUGGACAGUGUACGUAAAACCAUACAGGAACGAGGAUAUGUCAGCCUAUGUGAAGAAAAUCCAGUUUAAAUUGCACGAGAGCUACGGGAAUCCAUUAAGAGUUGUUACUAAACCUCCUUAUGAAAUAACUGAAACAGGUUGGGGUGAAUUUGAAAUAAUCAUCAAAAUAUUUUUCAUUGAUCCCAAUGAAAGACCUGUGACGCUGUAUCAUCUACUAAAGCUGUUUCAAUCAGACACCAACGCGAUGUUGGGAAAAAAGACGGUGGUUUCCGAAUUCUACGAUGAAAUGAUUUUUCAAGAUCCAACUGCAAUGAUGCAGCAGCUGCUGACAACAUCUCGCCAGUUAACACUGGGGGCCUAUAAGCAUGAAACAGAAUUUGCCGAACUGGAAGUUAAAACUCGCGAAAAGCUAGAAGCUGCCAAGAAGAAGACAAGCUUUGAAAUUGCUGAGCUUAAAGAAAGAUUAAAGGCAAGUCGUGAAACUAUCAACUGUUUAAAAAAUGAAAUCAGGAAGCUCGGAGAAGACGAUCAGACUAAAGAAAUAUGAAAAAAACAAAACCCCCCCAAAGGACUUGAAGAUGUGCCACUGAAAAUAAAGAAUAUUGCGGGGACUGGUUAAUGUAAAUAGCAUUAGGUUUUUUAGAGGAACGUAAUUAGUCGCCUGACACAGAUUUCCUGGCAAAGAGUUAGAGUACUUGGGCCUCUGUGGAAAAAUGUUUUAAUGUAACUGCUUUAUACAUUGUUUUAACUGAUAAGAUUCACAGACAUUUGCCUGAUCCAUUUUAAGGUCAUUUCUCGACUGGAGGUAAAACUUUCUGUGACUGCAUUGUAACUUUUAGAGGAAAACUCUUGCUGCUUGUCUCAGUCUUAACAUCUAAGCUCAUUUUUUACUUUGAUUUCAGAAGAUUGGAAACCACUUUUCAAAGUUUACUUGCUCUUAUCCUUGGUUGCCCACAGUUUUUGGUGUUUUUUUUUUUACCACGGUGUCAACCCCUCCCCUUCGGAAGCCAAUUUUCUAUCCGGCACCUCAUCCCACGCCCACGGGAGACCUUUCCCACCGACCGGCCAACCCCGAAGCAGUAUUCGUGGGGUAACUUUUUUUUUUAACCCCAAAUGGCUGAGGCCACACUGGAAUCGUUUGGAUUCAAUAGCAGGGUGCAAGGGAUGGCGUCAGUGUCCUGGACUUCUUGUGCAUUCGUGCAAAGCACUGACCGCUCGUCCACCUCCUCCCCCACCCUCGGCUUCAACCUCUCGUCACCCGGGACCGUGGAGAGACCUGUAAUUUCAAAUCCUUAAACGAUGUCUGAAGUCGAAAUAAAUCUUAAUUCAAUCCA
Molecule: messenger RNA, 1708 nt
Organism: Ornithorhynchus anatinus (platypus)
Lineage: Eukaryota; Metazoa; Chordata; Mammalia; Monotremata; Ornithorhynchidae
Gene: YEATS4
Product: YEATS domain containing 4
Exons: 7
Coding region: 16-921 (301 amino acids)
Biological process (GO): regulation of DNA-templated transcription
Source: RefSeq, a predicted model, not a curated record